UUCUGAGUAAGUAAAUAGGAGCGUACAUAUAAAUUUCUAUGUCUAACCAUCAAAUUUUCUCGAAAAUUGAAUUUACAAUACAUGAAUUAAACCAACAAUAAUUUGCUAGAACUAUUUUAAUUUUGGUCUCACCAUGCUACGCCGACAACUAUCAAACAUACCCAAUAAUAAUUUCUUGAUUCGUUUUAACUCUACAACAGGAAAAGAGAAAUGGGAUCUCCUCACAGCAGUGUGCAUUGAAAGGAAACCACAAAUAGUCCCGGAUUUAACAGGAAUUCAAAAGGAGUUUAAUGACCAACUGAAAAGUGUUGAGUUUGAGAAAAGCUGGAAAUCUGCACAUGAAAUCCGACAUGAGAGAGAUGUUAAACAAAUGGAACUCCUAAAGAAAGGAGAUAUAGAAUCAGACUUGGCAUUAAAACAAACUGCCCAGGAUUUUGUGGACAUGAGCUCUGAUGAAUUAAACAAGUUUCAAUUUGGUUCUGUUGUAACAGAGGCUGAUAACAAAAAAGAUAUCAAAAGCACACUAAGAAAACUUAACAAAAAUCUGGUGUUGGUUACACAGACUAAAAUUGGAGAUAAAAACUUUUAUUUGCUGCCACAAGGGAUGAGAAAUGAUGGAGAAACAUUAAGACAGACUGCUGAUCGCGUGAUUAAAGAACAAUUAGGUACAGAAUUGAAAACACAGAUCUAUGGUAAUGCACCUAUAGGUUUCUAUAAAUAUAAAUACCCAAAAGAAGCACAGAAUGCAUCUGUGGGAGCAAAGGUAUUUAUCUAUUUUGCUAGUCAUAAUGGAGGUGUGAUUAAUGAAAAAGUUAAUCAUAUGUGGUUGGAUCGCACGGAACUUCAAAAAGAAUUGCCUGAAAAGUAUCAUAAGGCAGUUCAAAUGUUUCUAAUUGAUGAAUAAUUGUAAUUUUGUAGGUAGAACUUUAAACAUUAGAGUUAUAAACAUUUUUUGUGUUUUAAA
This is a messenger RNA of Dalotia coriaria, 964 nucleotides long. It is a transcript of the gene mRpL46, whose product is annotated as mitochondrial ribosomal protein L46. The record is from RefSeq and is a predicted model, not a curated record. The coding region runs from base 134 to 904 and encodes 256 amino acids. Gene Ontology annotation, cellular component: mitochondrial large ribosomal subunit. Gene Ontology annotation, molecular function: structural constituent of ribosome. The transcript is spliced from 4 exons. Lineage: Eukaryota; Metazoa; Arthropoda; Insecta; Coleoptera; Staphylinidae.